Messenger RNA from Amorphotheca resinae ATCC 22711, 963 nucleotides. RefSeq lists its product as hypothetical. Bases 1 to 963 code for a protein of 320 amino acids. The transcript has 2 exons. The record is from RefSeq and is a predicted model, not a curated record. Lineage: Eukaryota; Fungi; Ascomycota; Leotiomycetes; Helotiales; Amorphothecaceae.
AUGGCAUCUACUGGCCUCUUCAGCUUGGCGAGGCGUCGGAAUCGGAAUGCCUCUGCAAAUAGAUUGCCGACAUUCCCCCAAUUCUCACAAUUGCCCAUCGAGAUUCGCGAUCUGAUCUGGAACUUGGCACUUCCAGGGCCUCGAGUUAUCAACGUCAACUACCAAGCAUACUGCGUCACGGACGACGAUGGCUCUGUCCGUCGGCGGGAUGGCCAUAUUGCAGCACCGUCUGAUGCCGAUGUACCAAUGCUUCGUACCUGCAAGGAAUCUCGAGCUAUUGCUCUAAGGGUUCUGGAGCUCUCCUUCGUCAAUCACCUACCUCGACCUAUUUACUUCAACCACGCUUGUGAUGUUCUUCUUUUCAACGGCCCCGAAGCUUUGAAAUCGUUCUUCAACUUUGACCAUACUGCUUUCCCUUUACCGUCCAAUUCUCUUCAAGUCAUAGGAUUUGUGCCAAUGGUGUGGUCGGACAUAAUUUAUGACAAUUUUUAUGGCCUUACCCGAUCAAGCGCUCACGCAAUCAUGGCGCAGCUUCUUGGGCAGUUCCCUUACGACGCCAUGUUCAGAGCUCCUAACUUGACAAAGAUCUUCGUUCUUGCACCAAAGGGUACAAUUCAUGAGACUUGGGGUUCGUACCCAGGGGAUAUCCGAGGCCAAGGACUACCACAUGGCGAAGGAUUCAUGCUACGCUACCACCACGGAUGGGACCAGGAGAAGGAACACCCUCGUUCGAUUAUCGGCUCGUUUGUGGAAUCAGUGGAUAAGAUUUUGAUAGAAUCAGUGAAAGAGGUUUCCGAUACGCCCAACGACGACGACAAAAUGGCCGUCGAAGAACAAGCUGAAGACGAACAGGCCGAAGACGAAAACGAAGGAAGGGUGGGACGGACGACAGACUGGUGUAGACAGGUUGUGGUGGAGGACACUGGGCCAGUAGUUACUCGUUGGCACUUGCGAGAGAAUUGA